AUGCUAGCUGCGCUAGCAGCUAUGGUUGUCAAUCUUGCUACUGCUGCAUCUUCCUUCUCCCCAGCAAAACCACCAGCAGUUCCCCUGGCUGUGAGAUCACCCUAUCUAAACGCAUGGCUCCAGGGGGGCUCCGGGGCGAUCCUCCCCGGCGCUUGGCCCCGCCAUUGGACCGGAAAUAUUCUGGGCUGGCAAGGCCUUGUGGCUGUGGACGGGGUGACAUACAACUGGAUGGGCGGCGCACCCGGUCCAGCACACGUCAACCAGGUGUCGCUCGAGUACACCUCGACCAAAAGCAUCUUCACGUUUGACGUGGACGGGAAGGUUACCUUGACCGUCACCUUCUUGUCGCCGGUUUACCCCGAUGAUAUGGCGCGGCAAUCACAGCAGUUUUCCUACAUUUCCAUCAGGGCAAAGUCCUCCGAUGGAGCAUCCCACAAAGUUCAAGUUUACAUGGAUGUCUCUGGAGAAUGGGCUAGCGGAGAUACUUCUCAAGUUGUCGAGUGGGAUACCGCCACCGUUGGCGAUAUUACUUACCACAAGUUCUUCCGCCAAACCCAAGAGGAGUUUAGGGAAUCGAAUGAGAUUUCCAGCUGGGGGAACUGGUACCUAGCCACGCGCGUCGAUGAUGGUGUAAGUUAUUUCUUCUAUAGAUACUUCACAUGGGGAACACGGCGGGUUGACCAGUCCAGGCCGGUAUUUGCACUAUCCCACGACUUGGGUAACGUCCAAGGAGACGAUGUGGAGAGAGUCUUCACCCUUGGUCUGGUCCAGGACCAGGUCAUCAAUUUUGCCGGGCAGAGCGGCCAGUUGGAGGCCGUGCCGGGGCUCUGGUCAUCGUACUACCAGGACGACAUCUCGGCGCUUGUCGCUUUCUACGACGACUAUCAACACGCCAACGAAGUAUCCUCUGCUUUGGACCAACGGAUACGGAGCGACUCCGAGGGUGCUGCAGGAAAGGAUUACGCUCUUAUCACCACACUUGCGGUCCGCCAGACCUUUGGCGCGCUACAAUACGCCGGCACCUCCUCGAAGCCAUACAUCUUCCUCAAGGAGAUCAGUUCGAACAGCGACAUCCAGACCGUCGACGUCAUCUUCCCUGCUUACCCGAUUUUCAUGUAUCUGAACGCAACACUUGGUAGAUACUUGCUCGAUCCUCUAUUUGAGAACCAGGAGAGCGGGGCAUACCCGAACGACUAUGCUGAGCAUGACCUCGGAACCUUCCCGGUAGCUAGGGGCUAUCCGGCCGGAAACGAUGAAGCAAUGCCGCUGGAGGAGUGUGGCAACAUGAUUAUCAUGACUUUGGCAUACGCUCAGCGCACCGGCGAUACGGCCUACCUCUCAGCCCACUACCCCAUCCUGUCUCAGUGGGCGAAAUUUCUGGUGGAAGAGUCUCUGAUUCCCGCAAACCAACUCAGCACUGAUGACUUUGCGGGAACUCUGGCCAACCAAACGAAUUUGGCCAUCAAGGGCAUCAUCGGGCUCAAGGCAAUGUCUCAGAUUGCUCAGCUGACCAACAACGAUGACGCCUUUGGAGAGGUGGCUGACAGGUAUUUGGAGGGCUGGAAAGGGUUCGGCAUCAAUUCCCAAGCCAACCCCCCUCACACGACGUUGAGUUACGGAAACGCUAACAGUCACGGCCUCCUCUACAACAUCUACGCCGACAAACUGCUCAAACUCGACUUCAUCGACCAGUCCAUCUUCGACAUGCAAAGCAACUUUUAUCCCACGGUCGCCAACGAGUAUGGCGUGCCCCUCGACACGCGGCACACCUGGACUAAGUCAGACUGGGAGAUGUUUGCGGCCGCCGUGGCCAGCCAAUCGACGCGGGACAUGUUCAUUUCCAAGCUGGCCCACUGGGUCGGGACAACGACGUCGGAUCGGGCCAUGACCGACUUGUACGAUUCCGAGACGGGAGGUUUCCCGGCGAACGGGCCAUAUUUUGUCGCGAGGCCGGUGCAGGGGGGGCUGUUUGCGCUGCUCGCGUUGUCGCGUGACUAG
Molecule: messenger RNA, 1998 nt
Organism: Chaetomium globosum CBS 148.51
Lineage: Eukaryota; Fungi; Ascomycota; Sordariomycetes; Sordariales; Chaetomiaceae
Exons: 6
Coding region: 1-1998 (665 amino acids)
Biological process (GO): carbohydrate metabolic process
Source: RefSeq, a predicted model, not a curated record